Messenger RNA from Brassica oleracea var. oleracea, 708 nucleotides. RefSeq names its product glutathione S-transferase T2-like. NCBI's taxonomy places the organism in Eukaryota, Viridiplantae, Streptophyta, Magnoliopsida, Brassicales, Brassicaceae. The record is from RefSeq and is a predicted model, not a curated record. The transcript has 3 exons. Bases 1 to 708 code for a protein of 235 amino acids.
AUGUGCAAGUGGUCAACAGCUGAAGACCUGGUCCUCAUCAGUGCAUGGUUGAACACCUCCAAGGAUCCAGUAGUUGGGAAUGAGCAAAACGCAAGAACCUUUUGGAAGAGGAUUGUGUCGUAUAAUAAUGCAAGUCCCAAGAGGACCAGUGGCCAGAGUGAAGAUGAUGUUUUGAAGGCGGCACACGAAAUAUUCCUCAAUGAUUACAAGGUGAAGUUCUCAUUGGAGCAUGCGUGGAGGGAGCUUAGGAAUGAUCAGAAAUGGUGUGGGACUUAUGGAAGUAGUCAACAAAGUUCUGGUUCAAAGAGAAAGAGGGUGGGGGAAGAACAAUCUUUUCAGUCAUCAACAUCGAUGCCCAGUGUCAAUGGAGAGGAUGAAGCAACGGCUAGGCCUAUUGGUGUGAAGGCAUCCAAGGCGAAGGCUAAAAGGGGAACAAGUCACACACAGCCAGAAAUAGAACCAAGAAAACGGAUUGUUUGUGGCCUCUCAGCAAGAGAAAUCAUACCACCUCUCCCACAAGAAGAUACAGAUGAUGAUGUUGUGGAUAUCCCACAAGAAGAUACAGUCGAAGUGGUGGAGAUAUCAGAUGAAGAAGAAGAAGAUAUGGUGGAGUUAUCAAGCGAAGAAUACAGGACCAAUAUGGGCUACUUGAUUAGGGUGGAGGAAUCAGAAGGUGACAUUGAACCUGAGUUCAGAAGGAUGCUUUAA